Molecule: messenger RNA, 1763 nt
Organism: Scaptodrosophila lebanonensis
Lineage: Eukaryota; Metazoa; Arthropoda; Insecta; Diptera; Drosophilidae
Product: neuralized-like protein 2
Exons: 4
Coding region: 148-1020 (290 amino acids)
Biological process (GO): intracellular signal transduction
Molecular function (GO): ubiquitin protein ligase activity
Source: RefSeq, a predicted model, not a curated record
CGAAUGAAAUAAGAAAUGAAACAAUCAAAAUUAAACAGCAAAAUUACAACCUGCUUUAUGUACAACUAGUACGAUACAAUUAAAAAUAAAUACGAAAAAUUAGCAUUAAAACUGAAUAAAUGAGUGUAAAAAGUGCGAGACCAAAAUAUGGAAUCCGUUGAUGAGCGCAAUGACCCGGAUGAAAACACAGAACUGGAAGAUAGCGGCGACGAUGUAAAAAUACGUAAACUUUGCCGUUUUCAUCCGUACCACGGCUCCAAUAUCCUGCUGAAGGACGACUCAACGGUCGCAUUCAGAAGACAGAGUUUCGCUGACGCUCUCACUUUUUCUGAGCAGCCUUUGGCGCCAGGCGAUAUAUUCCUCGUUGAAAUUGAACAAAUUGAGCGCGGAUGGUCUGGACACAUGCGUCUGGGACUAACACAAUUAAAGCCCAAUAUAAUUGGGAUGCGCACUGAGGGCCUGCCGCACUUUGCUCUUCCAGAUUUGGCAAAUUUGGGCAAUAGCUGGAUAUUCCCAAUAUCAAAGUUUGAGUUGAACCAACGCCAGGAGCAGGAGCAUGUUGAGAAUGUAGAGCCCACUGCUAAUGAACAGUCGCAACAUAGAAAUCUUCUGGGCGAUGCGACGCAUGUGCGUACGCCUCGUGGCUUGCUGCCAAAGAAGCUGCUGCGCCCCACAAUAGACGAUGGAAACUCUGAUAUACUUUUAACCGAUAGAGGCUCGCGAAUUGGUAUUGUUUACGUACCCACAGAUAACGAUGAGUCAAGGGGCGAACUACAUUUCAUCAUUAACGGCGUUGACAGAGGUCCAGUAUCAGAAGACAUUCCAUUAAAUAGAGCUCCCUUGUAUGUCGUGAUUGACGUCUAUGGAACAACAAAGCAAAUUCGCAUCAUACAAUUGGAAGGCAUUCUAUCCUUGCAAAGCGCUUGCCGUAAUGUCAUACUCGAAAACUUUACCGCCAAUGAAAUAGAACGCCUUCCACUUCCAGAGAGUAUCAAGCGGUUCCUGCUACGCCGGGAUUAAUAAUGAAAGUACAUAUGCGAAUACACUUGCGCUUAAGAGUGUGCUUGGCCUGGGCCUAGUCUGGGAAAUAAGCAUAGAGACGUUGACUGAAGUGCCGUUCCCCUUUAUUGAAUUGCUUAAUUUUGUCUUCUGCACAAUGCAUAGCGAAAACGGUCCUUAGAAGUAUACUCAAUUACGCUCGAAGUGGCAUUGCAUUUUCGUUCUGUAGAUAUACUAUAUAGUUUUUAAUGGCGUUUAGUGUUACCAGUUCAUAAAAUUUACGAAGAAUUGUUUAAAAUUAUAUUUACAUAUGUUUGUAUGUAUCGAUAUAUUUUCCUACCCUCGCGUGUUUUGUAAAAACUGUUUCCUCCACUAGAUAAUUAGCUUUUAAAUUACGUGAAUUCAUAUUUCGUGAAUGCACUUCAGCAGUUAUGCGUCUUGGUGUCCUUAGUAAGAUAAUGAUCAAACGUAAAAAUUCAAAAAAUGUUUAGUGUAUGAUAUACAUUAUUCAUAUGAGCAGAACAACUCCAUUUUGAAUUCAUACUUCCAAUACAAAUAAGCGUUCGAAUUUUUUAUCCAGAACACCGCCCUGCCUUUGAGCGUUUCCGCCGUUUGUCAGGCAUGGAAACAUUUAAGGCAAAUCCAGUUUCAUUUUCCAUUACCUCUAAGGCCCCUGUUGCUAAAUGUAAGUUAAUUAGUAGUAUUUAAUAUACAUAUAUGUAAAUCAAUGUAAUAAAAAAUGCUAUGCUUUUUGUAAAACUGAA